This is a messenger RNA of Sander lucioperca (pikeperch), 1924 nucleotides long. Its product is annotated as rho GTPase-activating protein 8-like. The coding region runs from base 134 to 1417 and encodes 427 amino acids. The record is from RefSeq and is a predicted model, not a curated record. Gene Ontology annotation, molecular function: GTPase activator activity. Gene Ontology annotation, cellular component: cytoplasm. The transcript is spliced from 14 exons. Gene Ontology annotation, biological process: small GTPase-mediated signal transduction; negative regulation of endocytic recycling. Lineage: Eukaryota; Metazoa; Chordata; Actinopteri; Perciformes; Percidae.
UUUGAACUGAGCAUGCGCAGUGAGCCUUGCCAGCUGCGAGGUUGUUUGAGGAAGUUUGUUUGGUUUCUUUCUACCUGUUGCUGCGAAGGAUUCCUUAAUGUGAGCUUAUCUACGGAACAGACUUCUUUCCGAAAUGAGCUCAACAUCAGAUCUGGAGCAGCUGGCAGAAAUAGAAUUAGAGAAGGGGGAUGAGGAGGAUGAGGAGGAUCAGACGUGUGUCACAGACGCUCCAUCACUUCCUCCCAGCAGCGCACUCAGCCCUGACUCUUCUCACCCGUAUUAUGACGUGGCUCGACACGGCAUCAUCCAGGUCUCCGGUGAUGACAGGUACGGCAGGAAGCUGAUCAUCUUCAGCAGCUGCUGUUUGCCGCCGUCACACCAGCUGAACCAUCGCCGCCUGCUGGAGUAUCUGAAGUUCACGUUGGACCAGUAUGUGGAGAUGGACUACAUACUGGUUUACUUCCAUUACGGUCUGAGGAGCAGCAACAAGCCGUCUCUGAAAUGGUUACGAGAAGCGUACAGCGAGUUCGACAGGAAAUACAAGAAGAACAUGAAAACUCUGUACGUCGUUCAUCCGACAAACUUCAUCAGAAUCGUGUGGAACAUUUUCAAACCUCUGAUCAGUCACAAGUUUGGAAAGAAGCUGACGUACGUCAACUACCUGAGUGAACUCGGGGAACACCUGAACUACGAGCAGCUCAUCAUCCCUCCCGAUGUUCUCAGACACGAUGAAAAGCUACGAGCAGCUCAGAAAGGCGAACCCCCUCCCUCGGUGAAGACCCCUCCGGCUCGACCGCCCCUGCCCACGCAGCAGUUUGGAGUCAGUCUGCAGUACAUUCGAGAGAAGAACAGGGAGGCGAUGAUCCCGCCUGUGAUCACUCAGACUGUGACUUAUCUGAAGGAGAAAGGUCUGAUGACCGAGGGGAUCUUCAGACGUUCGGCUCGAGUUCAGCUCAUCAAGGACGUUCAGAAACUCUAUAACCUGGGUAAAGCAGUAAACUUUGAUGAGUUUGGAGACGUCCACGUUCCUGCUGUGAUCCUGAAGACGUUUCUCCGAGAGCUGCCUGAACCUCUGCUCACAUUCAGAGUCUACAACCAGGUCCAGGACUUCCUCAAUGUGGAGAGCAGUCUGAGGAUCACCAGGUGUAAACAGCUGGUUGAAAGUCUUCCCGAACAUAAUUACAUCGUAGCAAAGUACCUGCUGAGUUUCCUCCACAUGGUGUCUCAGCAGAGCAUCGUGAACAAGAUGAGUGCGUCUAACCUGGCCUGCGUGUUCGGGGUGAACCUGGUUUGGCCUCGGCACGGUUCCAUCUCUCUGAGCGCUCUGACGCCCAUCAACAUCUUCACUGACAUCCUCAUUGAACAUUUCCACACCGUGUUCGGCUCCCGCUGCCCACCUGCACAGGUAAUGCCCUAAAGCCUGCAGAUCAACGCCAAGCCUGGCUCCAGAUGGCACUCAUCCCCGCGCUGGUUGAUACAACACUCUGGCCCAAAAUGAAAUUCCUCGACAACUACAGACAUGAAAUUAGUGACUGUUUAUUGUCUCCAGAGGAUGAUUCCUAAGGACUCUGACGUUUCCUCUGACGCCGCCCAUCUGGACAUUUCUACACGAAAAAACAAAACAAAUCUAGGAGUCUGAUUGUCACAAAACUGACAAACAUUCCUGCUCCCCAGAUGAUGAACCUUCAUGUUGUAUGCACUAUUUUUGGCAGUUUUCCUCUAGCGCUACUCAAAUUUAAGAUAUUUGAGCGUUUGACACUACAAUGAUAUCUACAACAACAGUUUACUUCACACAUUGUUUUGCCUUCUACAUACUUGUUACCUGAAGUUUUCGUUAUAUCUAUGUAUUUGUAUAUGUUUUGUACCAUGAGUUUACCUGGUGAUCACAUUGUGUUAUAAACUUAUCCAAGUAAGGACAACUGAG